Zasmidium cellare ATCC 36951 is the source of this 1641-nucleotide messenger RNA. RefSeq lists its product as uncharacterized. Gene Ontology annotation, cellular component: membrane. Gene Ontology annotation, biological process: transmembrane transport; amino acid transport. NCBI's taxonomy places the organism in Eukaryota, Fungi, Ascomycota, Dothideomycetes, Mycosphaerellales, Mycosphaerellaceae. Bases 1 to 1641 code for a protein of 546 amino acids. The transcript is spliced from 4 exons. The record is from RefSeq and is a predicted model, not a curated record. Gene Ontology annotation, molecular function: transmembrane transporter activity.
AUGGCCAAGGCCGAGGACUACGGCGCCACCGGCAUGCACCGACGAGAGUCCAAGAUCCCCUACUCGAAAGAAGACUGCCCGCGCAGCUCACGAUCCUCCGAACCCGCCGAUGACCUCCUCGAAGCGCUUGGAUACACGCAGCAACUGGCGCGGUCCAGGUCGACGUUGAGCGUUACGUUCAUGUCGUUUGUGCUGGCUUCGGUGCCCUAUGGAUUGUCCACGACGUUGAUCUACCCCUUGACUGGUGGUGGGCCUUCGUGUAUCAUCUGGGGCUGGGUUGCUGUGUGUCUGUUCAUGAUCUGUGUCGCCGCUUCGCUGGGUGAGAUCACGUCGGUCUACCCCCUGGCUGGUGGUGUCUACUACCAGACCUUCAUGCUGUGUCCCGUAUGGUGCCGUCAACUCGUCGCAUGGCUGACCGGAUGGGCAUUCGUGCUGGGCAACAUCAUCAUCACGCUCUCCGUCAACUUCGGCACCACGCUUUUCCUCAUCGGCUGCGUCAACAUCUUCCAGGACGGCCAGGGCAAUGGUGUCUUCGCCGCCAACGCAUGGCAGACCUAUCUCAUCUUCCUCGCCAUCACGCUUCUUUGCAACGCCAUCUCCGCAUGGGGCAACAGAUGGCUUCCGAUGCUGGACACCCUCACCGUCAUCGGCACCUUCGUCGGCGUCCUCGCGAUCAUCUGCUGCACGCUCGCCAUCGCCGCCGAAGGCCGACGCAGCGCAGCCUGGGCCUUUGGAGGAUUCGAAGUCACAUCCGGAUGGAAUCCCCCUGGCUGGGCGUGGUGCGUUGGAAUCCUGCACGGCGCCUACGCCACCUCCGCUACCGGCAUGGUGGUCUCGAUGUGUGAAGAAGUCGAGAAGCCAGCCACGCAAGUUCCAAAAGCGCUCGUCGGUGCGAUUGUUCUGAACAUGCUUUGCGGCUUGGUCUUCUUGAUCCCGCUGUGCUUCGUUCUCCCGGAUAUCUCCAGCAUUAUCAACGAUCCCUCUGGUCAGCCGAUGCCGGCUAUCCUGCGCUCAGCUAUUGGCAACGAGGCUGGCGCUUUCGUCCUCACUGUUCCUAUCAUUAUCCUGGGCAUCCUUUGCGGAGUCUCCUGCACCACCGCCGCUUCGCGCUGCACGUGGGCUUUUGCUAGAGACGGUGCCAUCCCAGGCUCGCGCCUACUAAAGUUCGACCAAGUCAACGACAAGAUGGGCAUCCCCCUAAACUCGAUGCUUCUCAGCAUGGUCGUCCAAAUCCUGCUCGGUCUCAUCUAUCUCGGUUCCAGCGCCGCGUUCAACGCAUUCAACGGCUCCGGUGUCAUCUUCCUCACCCUCAGCUACGUCAUCCCAGUCGCGGUGUCGUUCUUCACGGGCAGGAAGACCAUCGCCUCGGGUAAAUUCAAUCUUGGUGCUUUCGGUGUCUUCGCGAAUGUUGUCUCGAUCGCAUGGUGUCUCUUCGCCAUCCCCCUCUUCUCCAUGCCCUCCGCACUCCCCGUGGACAUGUCCACCAUGAACUACGCCUGCGUCGUCUUCGUCGGCGGAUUCGCCAUCUCCGGUCUCUGGUAUUACAUCUGGGGACGCAAGAACUACAGCGGACCCAAGGUGACGGAAGUGACCGAGGAGCUCAGGAGAGCGAGCAGGACCAGUGCGACAAUGCAUAUGUGA